Arxiozyma heterogenica is the source of this 1188-nucleotide messenger RNA. RefSeq names its product Ecm9p (gene ECM9). The coding region runs from base 1 to 1188 and encodes 395 amino acids. NCBI's taxonomy places the organism in Eukaryota, Fungi, Ascomycota, Saccharomycetes, Saccharomycetales, Saccharomycetaceae. The transcript has a single exon. The record is from RefSeq and is a predicted model, not a curated record.
AUGUAUGAAUGUAACUUUAGUAAAGAGUUAGUGACUAUUCUAUCUCAACCAUUCUUCUAUGACUCCUUUAAACUCGUUAUAAUUCCCCAAAUUAAUAGCGAUGGAAAAAACUUUGAAGUGUUUCAAGAGGGUAAUCAAAUAGAAGUAAUUUGUUAUAAAUCAACUUUAAUCUCCAUUUUUAAAGAAAAUCAUAAGUUUAUAGAAAAAUAUUUACCUGACUUGAAUUUUAACACAAUUGUUGGGAAUACUACAAAAGUUAAUUAUAUAGAUUUUUACAAUGUUACUGUAGGAUUAUUAUUAACCACAGCAGAAAACAAAACUAAUUUUAAUCUACAUAGUGAUGUCUUUUUCAUAAUUUGGAAUAAUAUAAAAUAUGAGGACGAAAAGUUUGAAUUUUUAUUAAAAGAAACUUUUAUUAUUCAACGACUACUUACCUGCUCUUUAAAUAAGAUCAAUAAAUCAUCAUCCCUUUACAUAUGGUACAGGAAACUGUUUAUUUUGUGGCAACAUAUACAUAAUCAGCAUUACAACAAAAAUAUUGAAAAAUUAAUAUUCAAUUCAAAAAUAUUUAUUCAAUCAGGUAAACAACAUUUUGCAAAUUAUUACUGCUGGAACACUGCAAAAUGGAUAUUUGAUAAUUUAAAUAGUUUGACAUUGAAACAGGCUUACUUCAAUGAUAUCAAACUUUAUUGUUUGCAAAAUAUUUCGGAUUCCUCUUCUUGGGAUUGCUUAAGUUACAUGGUUUGCCAACAUAAGUUAAGAAACAACCAUCAUAGAACUGAUUUUGACAGAUUAGCUAAACAUUUACCAAUUUUAGAGCAAUUAUCAACAAGGAAUGUAGUAUGUUUUCAGCCGAACCUUAUUUCAUUGACUCAGGAAUUGAUCUCUUAUAUCUCCAAAUGUGAAAUUAAAAUGUGGCCUCCAUAUCUUUGUUUAUUACGAAUCUUAAAAGUUUAUAAUGUUGAACUUAAUAAUUUGCGACUUGAACUUAUAGACAAGUGGACAAAAAGUAUCAAAACCUUUGAAUCGAAAAACGGACAAAUCCAAUUGUUACACAACUUCAUUCCAAUUGUUUCUUUACCUAAGGAUAAUAAUAGUGAUCUUAAUAACGAUUUUAUAAUGAAAGAAACAUUGCUUCAUUUAGGAUACAAAAAAGUGUUUUUAAACAAUUUGAUUAAUCAUAAGUAG